Molecule: messenger RNA, 2661 nt
Organism: Chiloscyllium plagiosum (whitespotted bambooshark)
Lineage: Eukaryota; Metazoa; Chordata; Chondrichthyes; Orectolobiformes; Hemiscylliidae
Source: RefSeq, a predicted model, not a curated record
UAGUCAGAUAAUGACAACCGUGUUGCUUUCACUUCUUUAAACAGAGUUUCCUUAAAAUUAAUCUCAUUACUAAUCUAACCAACAUCUCAACUUUGCUGCUCCACCCUUAACUGCUCUUCACAUUCGCCUCUGGCUGCCACAUGCUCCCUAGUCACUGAAGCUGACUGCAGGAAGAUUGGUUUUAUUGUUGGUGCCAAUGAUUUCCUUUCUCCCUCAUGACUCCUUUCUUUUUCAGCAAGUUUCUUCUGUUUCAAACAUGGUAGCUGCUUUCAACAGCACUGUUUCAACAGAGCAUUUAGUGUUUUUUUUUCAACUGAGAAAUCCAUAUUAAAUUUCGAAGAUGUGGAAAAGUUAGGAGCAGGGGUUGGGUAACCUCAGGAGGAAGAGAAAGUGGAAUGAGGUAAGGACUUCUCAUUUACUGAGCCAGAAUCACAUGAAGUAGGAGCAGAUUUGAUGAGUCCUUAUUUCAAUGUAGUUAUAAGGAGGAAGAAAACUGUACUAAAUGGCCUCCUUGACCUCCAGUGCAGCAGACAAGAAAGGCUACCACCUAUACUGAUGUAGACAAUAAAAUGGGAGUCUAGGGCUUCUGUCUGAAACAGGAUUAAACAAGCUAUGGAUCUGGACCACCAGAGAAAGUUUAAUCUCUGUGAGAUUAACAUGAGUGAGCAGGAGAAUGUGAUGCAUCUGGUGAUCUAUAUCCCCACCUUUAUCCUGGGACUGCCUUUCAACCUCCUGGCACUCCUGAUAUUUUGCUGUAAGAUCAAGAGGUGGACUGAAACGACCAUUUACAUGAGUAACCUUGCCCUGGCUGACAUCCUGCUGCUGUUCUCUCUUCCUUUUAAGAUGCUUGACCAGGAUAGGGGCUGGCCUUUUGAUGUGGCCUUCUGCUCCUUUGUGGAGUCACUCUACUUUGUUAACAUGUACGCCAGCAUCUUCAUCAUCACCUCCAUUAGCAUCGAUCGCUACUUUGCCAUCAUCCACCCUUUGAAGGCGAGGGCUUUUCGGUGCCCACGGAACACCGUGAUCAUUUGCCUUGUCAUUUGGGCCUUCGUGUGGUUGGGGAGCAUCCCUGUCUAUGGAUUCCACGACAGCCCAAACUCUGCUAACUCCACUAUCACCUGCUUCCAUAAAUUCUCCGAUAAAUCUUGGAACCCGGGUCUGAUCGCCUUUGUAGAGCUGCUGGGCUUUGUGACCCCGAUGGCUACCAUGGUCUUUUGUUCAGUUCGAAUCAUCAAGAAACUGCUAGAGAGGCAAAGCGAUGUUCCUGGAAACUGCCAGGCCUGCAUCACAAUUAUCAUUGCCAACCUGGCAGUCUUCAUUUGCUCAUUUGUGCCUGUCCACGUUGGCAUUUUUCUUCAGUUUUUAGUGCGGCAGGACAUCAUUGGCCGAGACUACUGUUCGACGCGAAGAAGUAUCAGUUUAUUUGUUCAAGGUACCAUGUGUUUAGCCAAUGUCAACUGUUGCCUAGAUGCCAUUUGCUACUAUUUUGUAGCAAAGGAAUUUCGGGACCAAGGCUCACGCACCAAGAGAUCACUGGCCUCCCUUUUCUCGGUUAAUGAUGUGAGUGUUUAGCCAGAUUCAAGACUUCUCGUAUCAUGAGGUUUGUGCCAUAUUGUGUUCUUACACACUUUGCCCUUCGCAUUUUAUUGUUCUACACUCUCCUCAGUUACAUAGUUAAUUCAUCCUACACCCCAAGCUAUUCUGCACUUUCUCUAAGGGAAGAAUGGACAUUUACGUAGCAUUUGUUACAAUCUUAGGGAGUCCCAAAGUGUUUUACAGCUAAUUAUGUCUUGAAAUGAAUUCAAGCACUAUGAAAGCAGACAACCUGUUUCAGUGAUGGUGACUGAGGGAUAGUGUUGCCCAGGAGUCCGUUCCCUGGGAGAACUCCUCCUUGUAUUUGUGAUGGUGUCAUGGGUUAUUUUAAAUACUGAAAGUGCCGAUGGGACAUCUGUUCUGAAACAUGACACUUUCAGAAGUGAACUCCAUCAGUACCAUGCGGGAGUGUCAGUCUGAAUUUAAUGUUCCAGUCUCCAGACUGUUAUUUUCUUUUCGGUCUUUAGUGGGACAAGGCCACCAUUUAUUUCUGAUCACUUAUUGCCCUCGAGAGCAGUAAUUGUUCCCAACAGGCAAUCAUACUGUUGUGUGUCACAAUGUAGGCCAGUAGGUUUCCUCUCUGAAGGGAAUUAGUGAACAAAUUUGGGUAUUUAUCGAACCAAUUUGAUUUAUUGAUUAAUUGAAUUUUAAUUCCACUCUCUGUCAUGGAGGGAUUGGGUACCCAUCUGAUCAGAUCAUUGGUUUGGGCUUCGGGACAACCAAAUUCAGUGAAAUUCUCACUAUGCCACCAAUCUCAGAAUGUUCAAACACAGAAACAAGAGUACUACCUCUUAACCUCAGAAUGACACCCCAAGCACACAGCCCCAGCUUGCAACCAUCUAGGUGGCUAACCCUCACAUUCUUAAUUGUUCCUUUGAAUGUUCGGCCUUUGUUCUGCUCAGUUCUUAAUUGCAGAUAAAGUGGGCAGUAAGGAGGCGGAGUAUGAAUUUUGUGAAAUGGUCAGUCUUCUAUGUGAUGAUAGCUUCCCUUGCCUUUAAUGCUGUGAAUGUCUGUUUGCAACAGAUUGAUGGAACAAAAUUGUAUUGUGAUGCAUUAAUGUUACCAUUG